Messenger RNA from Chenopodium quinoa (quinoa), 810 nucleotides. RefSeq lists its product as uncharacterized. The coding region runs from base 1 to 810 and encodes 269 amino acids. Lineage: Eukaryota; Viridiplantae; Streptophyta; Magnoliopsida; Caryophyllales; Amaranthaceae. The record is from RefSeq and is a predicted model, not a curated record. The transcript has 2 exons.
AUGAAUCAUGGGGCUAUUCAUCUUAGUGUUCUGGUGUAUGUUGAUGAUUUAAUAAUUUCUGGGAAUGAUUCUUCUGCAAUUUCAACGUUCAAAUCAUAUUUGAGUGACUGUUUUCAUAUGAAAGAUGUGGGAGUGCUGAAAUACUUUCUUGGUAUUGAGGUUGCUCGGAGCCCGGAAGGCAUAUUUUUAUGUCAAUUGAAAUAUACUCUUGAUAUUGUUGCAGAGUCUGGUUUGCUAGGGGCACGACCAGCAGGUACUCCUAUUGAGCAAAAUCAUACUCUGGCUAAAUCGGAGACUCCUCUUAUUGCAGACCCCGAAAUGUAUCGCCGUAUUGUGGGUUGCUGUGACUCGGAUUGGGCUAGUUGCCCUUUGACGAGACGAUCGAUUUUUGGCUGGUUGGUAUUUCUUGGUGGUUCCCCUAUUUCUUGGAAGACUAAGAAGCAACAUACUGUUUCUAAGUCUUUUGCAGAGGCAGAGUAUCGCUCGAUGUCUAAAGUUACUGAUGAGUUAAAAUGGUUGAAGUCUCUACUCUACAGUUUGGGAGUUUUGCAUCCGCGUGCGAUGAGCUUGUUUUGUGAUAGUCAAUCUGCGUUGUAUAUUGCGCAGAAUCCUGUCUUCCAUGAACGCACUAAAUAUAUCGAGGUUGAUUGUCAUUAUGUUCGGGAUGCAAUUCAGGAAGGGGUCAUUAGUCCGUCGUAUGUACCAACAACGGAUCAACUAGCAUAUAUUUUCACUAAGGCAUUGAGUAAAAACCAAUUCUUGUAUUUGCUUGGCAAGUUGGGCAUUUGUGAUUUGCAUGCUCCAACUUGA